Messenger RNA from Protomyces lactucae-debilis, 1022 nucleotides. RefSeq lists its product as uncharacterized. NCBI's taxonomy places the organism in Eukaryota, Fungi, Ascomycota, Taphrinomycetes, Taphrinales, Protomycetaceae. The record is from RefSeq and is a predicted model, not a curated record. The coding region runs from base 333 to 866 and encodes 177 amino acids. The transcript has a single exon.
GAGCAGGCUAUUGGCCAUCUCGCAUAUUUGCCAACUUGCGCAUUCGCAUUAAUUUUACCCCUGAAACUUUUCAAUGCCGAGAGGGAAAAAUCACAGCUGACAUGCGAAUGUGACAGCUGCAGAAGAACUUGCUGGACAAAUAGCUCUUACUCCUGAGUCUUGGCUCUCUUCAAAUGGCGGCUGCUGCCCGCCUUGCUUCUGUAGCUGCUGGCACUUGCGACGGGGAACAAGGGCUGAAGCACGCCAGGGCUGCUGGAAGCCAGACACUCGCUUCCCAUCAGAACACCUCUGCAAGACUUGACAGAUAACGACCUUGCCAUUGUUCCAGAAAGAUGACGCCAAGCAGAACAUACCAGUUGUUGUCAUUGCAGCUGCUUGCUCUACAGGUGAAUGCCAAGACCGUCCCAAACAAAGACUGCAAGAAGUAUGUCAUCUUCGCUCCCCAUGCGGUCCCCUUGUUGGAUGGAUACAACCAAACUCAUGACUGCAAGAAGGACUGCAUCCGUCAGCUGUCGGGUGACUUCCCAAACUAUCAUCCAAUGUUUCAGUGCUCAGUCGGCGACUUGGCCGCUAAGGUGUACGUCACUCCUGAGGUGAUCUUCAAAUCGGCACCUACGAAGACGGGAGGUCAUGGUGACUGUAUCUGCCACUUGGAUUUUGCGUUCCUCGAGAUUGAGCCAAAUUGUAGCAACGCUAAGAUACUGGAGAGCAUGAACAAACGUAUGGAUAUGCAUGUGCAGCACAAAUCGAGCAUUGUUCGUUCUCGGGAACCUGUAUCUUGUGCUACGGAAUUCGCCGACCCACCAGAUGUCACGAUCUACAAGGACCACCCAGAGCUUACUGACAACUUUAUCGAGUUCUCCUAGCGACUUGACGAUGGCCAGCACUAUAUUUGCUUUCCAAUUACAUUCUUUGGGUGCUCGGACUUUUUGACAGUGGUGUGCACUUGUCUUGACUUCGAUAGCUGCAGCUUAGAGUAGUCGGUCAAAAUACUAGCAGUACUUUGUCCUCUGUCCCAUGGA